CUGCUUUCAUUUUUUACAAUAGUAAUUGGCAAGGUGACACAUAAAGAAUCCCCCCGCCAUUUCCACAUCCAAGAGUUCAAUCAACGCAUCCUCACCUCAUCUCAUCUCUGCCGCGAUCACAAUUGUUAUCCACAAUCUCAAAACCCUAAAACUCUCGAUACACUCUAGCUAUCAGAAUGGAUCCCGUUAUUCCCAUUGCGCUUCUUUCGAUCCUUCUCGGAGCUGUCAUCGCUCUCCUUUUCUUCAAAACCUAUUUCAUUAAGAGAAAAUCCGAAAUUAAUUCUAUCGCCAAACCGGAACCCCAAUCGGAUCCAAAGAAACCCACGAAACCUGCUCAGUCUGUGACCAAGAAAUCUCACGCCAAACCUCACUCUCAUGCUUCUGAUAAGGAUCAGAAUAAGCGACAUCAUUCAUUGGAUUUGAACACUCUAAAAGGUCAUGGAGAUUCAGUCAGUGGGCUGUGUUUCUCUAGUGAUGGACGGAGUUUGGCAACUGGUACAAGGGUUACUAUGUAUUUUCCAAACAUGUGCAGAUGGAGUUGUCAGGGUAUUCAAGUUGGAUGAUGCCUCAAGUAAAAGUUUCAAGUUUCUGAGAAUUAAUUUACCUGCUGGAGGUCAUCCAGUGGCAGUGACGUUUUCUGAUGAUGCAUCUUCUGUGGUGGUGGCUUCUGAAACUCACUUCGGUGCAUCUUUAUAUAUGUAUGGGGAAGAAAAGGCUAAACCUACUAAUGACUCUAAGCAGCAGUCUAAGCUUCCUCUACCAGAAAUCAAAUGGGAACAUCACAAAAUUCAUGAUAAAAGUGCUGUUCUGACAUUAGUUGGAGCAGCUGCAACUUAUGGGAGUGCUGAUGGAAGUACUGUUGUUGCCUCUUGUUCAGAAGGUACUGAAAUCAAACUAUGGCAUGGAAAGACUGGGAAGGUUUUGGGAAGUGCCGAUACAAAUCAAUUGAAGAACACGAUGGCUACUAUAUCCCCAAAUGGACGUUUUAUUGCUGCUGCAGCUUUUACUGCAGAUGUGAAGGUUUGGGAAAUUGUAUAUUCGAAGGAUGGUUCUGUCAAAGAGGUUCCGAAAGUUAUGCAACUUAAAGGGCACAAGAGUGCAGUGACUUGGUUAUGCUUUACUCCGAACUCGGAGCAAAUCAUCACAGCCUCCAAAGAUGGUUCUAUAAGAACUUGGAACAUCAAUGUUCGAUACCACCUUGAUGAGGAUCCUAAGACUGUAAAGGUUUUUCCAAUUCCUCUUCAUGAUUCAAAUGGUGCUACUUUGCAUUAUGAUCGACUCAGUUUAUCUCCUGAUGGGAAGAUACUGGCAGCAACGCAUGGUUCAACCUUGCAGUGGUUAUGUGUGGAAACUGGGAAGGUUCUGGACACAGCUGACAAGGCCCAUGAUGGCGAAAUCACAUGGAUGGAGUGGUCUCCUAAGACGAUUCCAACGGGUACUGGACAGACCUUCGUGUUGGCCACAGCUAGUGUUGACAAGAAAGUGAAAUUGUGGGCAGCUCCAUCACUUCAUUCAACCUAAAGGAAUCUUCUAUUUAACUUAUUUCAAUUACAGGGCCAGAAAUUUCUUCUCUUACUAGGCGGUUGUUAGCCAUUGUUUCACGAGUUUUUAGCCUUACGACCGUUUUAGUUGAGCACUUAAAGAAAGUUACGGUAGAGCAAAUAUGGCACGAACUGAGGAAGGAUUUCGAAUUUGAUAUUAAGAAAAAAAAGAGUUUGUUGGUUUGAAUAGCUAGAGUUGCAUGAUCAGACUGAAAAUUUUGGUAAUGCACAACUUUCACAAAAUGUUGGAUUAUGUGUUUUCCUGUAUACAAUUUUGAAUUUAGAUGGCGUUGCCUUCUGAUUUAUUUAAACCUUGCUGAAUCUAAUGUCAAUGAAUUUGUUAAGC
This is a messenger RNA of Manihot esculenta (cassava), 1887 nucleotides long. RefSeq lists its product as uncharacterized. The record is from RefSeq and is a predicted model, not a curated record. Bases 439 to 1521 code for a protein of 360 amino acids. NCBI's taxonomy places the organism in Eukaryota, Viridiplantae, Streptophyta, Magnoliopsida, Malpighiales, Euphorbiaceae. Gene Ontology annotation, molecular function: protein binding. The transcript is spliced from 10 exons.